CAGUGUGGCCGGUUCCAUGGAACAAAGGAGUGUGCCACGGCGGGCUUCCGGACAGCCUCAGGAACGCUCCCUAAGAUGGCCGCCGCCGCGGCGCAGGGAUGGGGUGGGCGGAGCCCGUGUUGCUCCGGUCACGGGCCUGGGCGGGGCGAUGGAGAGGACUGGUGCCCAUGGCGGCCGCCCCAGAGCCCCACGAGACGGAGAAAAAGCCCUUCAAGCUCCUAGGUAUUUUAGAUGUUGAGAACACUCCAUGUGCUCGAGAAUCUAUACUCUAUGGCUNAUUAGGAUCUAUUGUGACUGGACUUGGACAUUUCUUGGUGACCAGUAGAAUUAGAAGAUCAUGUGAUGUUGGAGUAGGAGGAUUUAUCCUGGUGACUUUAGGAUGCUGGUUCCACUGUAGGUAUAAUUUUGCUAAGCAGAGGAUCCAGGAAAGAAUUGCCAGAGAAGGAAUAAAAAAUAAGAUUUUAUAUGAAAGCACCCACCUUGAUCCUGAAAGAAAAAUGAAGACCAAUAACAGCAGCUAAGCAACUUCAAUCAGCUUAAAACCCAAACAACUUGUGAAUCAACCAUAGUUUAAUAAAAAACUCAAAAAUGUGUGAACUG
Messenger RNA from Mus caroli (Ryukyu mouse), 600 nucleotides. RefSeq names its product cytochrome c oxidase assembly factor COX20 (gene Cox20). Gene Ontology annotation, cellular component: mitochondrial inner membrane; mitochondrion. The record is from RefSeq and is a predicted model, not a curated record. NCBI's taxonomy places the organism in Eukaryota, Metazoa, Chordata, Mammalia, Rodentia, Muridae. Gene Ontology annotation, biological process: mitochondrial respiratory chain complex IV assembly.